GGGCUGCGCAGUUCUUGAGCAAACGUUUUUCCGUUUGGUACUUUUAUAGUCUCUCUCCUAAAUCAGGCUCCAAUCCCCAAUAUCCGAUUUGUUCCUUCUUACCAUCAUGUCGUCGUCCCCAUCACCGACGACGAUACCGUCCCCAACAACAGUGACGCCCAUAUCAAUUUCUCCACCUGGUACUAGUACUCCUACUCCUACUACAUCACCAAGUAUUUCUUUUCUCCUUGCCUAUCCUAUCAAAUAUACAAACAGUACUAACUAAUCAUCUCUAGCUCCUAGUACCACCACUCCGAUAUCAUCAUCAACAACACCAACAUCGUCAUCCCAAUCGACUCCAGUAUCAACAUCAACACCAACUACAACUCCCACAUCAUCCACACCUUCAACCACAACCAACAAUGCACAAACUUCAACUACCCCUCUCACUACUAGUACAACUCCAACCACGACUUCUAUGACAUCCGUUGCAACUACAGUACCCAUCACCUUUACCUCAACAAAUGCAUACGGAUCAACAACUGUCGUUACAACAGAGAUAUCAACAACAACCUCAAUCCCUGUCUCCACUUCUACCCCCCCUCCAAAUAACUCAAACACUGGCGCAAUCGUAGGUGGCGUAGUCGGUGGUAUCGCCUUACUUGUCCUCCUCGGCCUCGUCGCCUUCUGCUUACGCCGUCGCAGAAGGCGAGAUGAGUUCGACGGCAACUUUGACCCCGAUCGUGUCGUUUCCCACCCCUCAGGAGGCGGAACACUCCCCCAAGUAGACCUUGGCGAUGAAAACGAGAUCACUCCCUACCCUGGCCGUGCCGAUAUGCGGCAAUACGGAGAAAGCCCCUUCCUGGCUGCGGGUCCCGCCGCAGCUGCCGGCCCAGCUAUCCACCGUGCAACCUCCCCGCUCAGCUCCCCCUCCCAAUACAGCGAUACCGUCACCUCCCCCAGCGAGGGAUACCCCUCUCAGGGAUUCAUACGUCCUGGCCCCGGCCAGGGCCAGGGCCAGUACCCUCAAGGAGCACCUAACAUGUACGCAAUGCAACAAGCAGACUGGCACAACCCACGCCCCCUCACAUCUCCUGCCCCUAGCGUCAGCAAUACCUCCUCCAGCAGCCGCGCAAUGAAGGAGAGAGAAGCUGCUGCUGGUCGUCAAGGCCUUGGCCUCGCUACACAGCAAGAAGUUGACGGGGAGGGGUCUGGCGUUGUUCAGCACCAUGAUGGUGGACGCGCUCAUAGUGAAGAAGAAGCCGGAGAACCGCGAGAUAUUCCUCCUGCGUAUGAGUCUAUAAGGCAGUAGACCCGUCGCACGAAGGGUUUCAAAAAAGCCAUAUUUGAAGUUGAAUCUGUAAUGCUCCACCACGUUUUACGUGCACGUUUCGAUGGACACCACUUAAGUUUGGACGAUCAUACAUAUGUAUGUAAAGUCGUCAUCAUCAUGAUCUCAAGACUCUUUUUCCCUUGUUUAUUUUCGACGUUAGUUGUCGUUUGUCUUGCUUUUGGUAGCUAUGACUAUUUGUCGACUUUCUCCUGAUGCUUUCCAGCACAUAUUCGUAUCUCAUGCACAUAUGUAGAUAUGUCCAAGGCAUGAUUAUUUUUUGUUCUUACCAUACAUCAAUGCAAAAUUAAUAUCGCGUCCAGCUGCCAGCAGAGCUCGCGUACUAACCAAAUAUGUACAAAUAUGUUCAUAUGAGUUGCUGC
Messenger RNA from Suillus bovinus, 1692 nucleotides. RefSeq lists its product as uncharacterized. NCBI's taxonomy places the organism in Eukaryota, Fungi, Basidiomycota, Agaricomycetes, Boletales, Suillaceae. The transcript is spliced from 2 exons. Bases 458 to 1291 code for a protein of 277 amino acids. The record is from RefSeq and is a predicted model, not a curated record.